This is a messenger RNA of Sinocyclocheilus rhinocerous, 434 nucleotides long. Its product is annotated as lysyl oxidase homolog 3-like. The transcript is spliced from 3 exons. The annotation marks the transcript as partial. NCBI's taxonomy places the organism in Eukaryota, Metazoa, Chordata, Actinopteri, Cypriniformes, Cyprinidae. Gene Ontology annotation, cellular component: membrane. Gene Ontology annotation, biological process: peptidyl-lysine oxidation; collagen fibril organization. Gene Ontology annotation, molecular function: protein-lysine 6-oxidase activity. The record is from RefSeq and is a predicted model, not a curated record.
AUGUCAUCCCCUCUCAAUUCGAGCCCUGCAUAUAGGCCUAAGACUCUAUACGGUAAAAUCUGGGUGGAUAAUGUCAUGUGUGGAGGAUCGGAAAACAGCAUUGAGAAAUGUGUGUCCCGUGGCUGGGGGAACAGUGACUGCACACAUCAGGAGGAUGCAGGGGUGGUUUGUAAAGAUGAGAGACUUCCAGGCUUUGCAGACUCUAACAUCAUUGAGAUGCAGGUGGAUGAAAACCGAAUGGAGAAGAUUCGUCUGCGUCCGCUCUCAGGUGCCCAUGCCGGCCGUAUUCCUGUGAUGGAGGGAGUGAUAGAGGUGAAGUUUAAGGAAGGAUGGGGUCACAUCUGCAACACUGGCUGGACCACCAAGAACUCUCAUGUGGUUUGUGGCAUGAUGGGAUUCCCUUCGCAGAGAACUAUGGGGAAGAAGCCAAGCAG